AUCAGGAAAAAGAAAAGCAUGGUUCGAACCCACAUUUUCUAGUCCUUAAAUUCUUUUUCUCUCCACACAGAAAGAGAGGAUCAGUUAGUGAAUGUGGUGGCCGUCAAAGCUAAGCCUCCUGGCGAAGGAUCCGAUGCACUUAAACUCCCUCAAUCUCUCUCUUUAUAGCCUCAGUUAAAACCGUUUCCUCCUCUCUCUCCCUCUCUCGCGCACACAUACACCAAAAGUAUAGACAAAGAAGCUCUGCAGAAAUCACCAAAGAAACAAAAAAAAAGUAGUGAUUUGAUGAUUAUAUUCCAUUCCGUAUGUUGGAUAUCUAUAACAACGACCAUAUUUCUCUUCUAGCCUUCCCAUCUCUCUCUCUCUCUCUCUCUCUCUCUCUCUCUCUCUCUCUCUGUGUUCUUGCUUCUUCGUGUUGUAAUUCUAUCUGACACGUACGUACUCAGAAAUAUUCCACCAAACCUGCUUCUAAAGAAUGUCGAAUUCAGGGGUUUUUCUCAUCAAAGAAUCUAAAGAGGUUGUGGAAUUCAAAAUCUUGGCGACGCCCAGGCUGAUAUUUGAAGACGAGAGUCAUUCAGACGUGCCGGAGCUUCAUAAACGAGAAGAAGAAGACAAGAAGAAGAAAGAUGAUGAUGAACGUUGUUGCGAGGUUAAGACUCCGGAUGAGGAAUGCGAAAGGCCGUCUCUAGGAGAAGUGAAGGUGAUCGAGGAGGAAGACGAUGGGUUCAAAACUCCAACAUCUUUGGAUCACAAAAUCCCAGUGAUCAAACAGUGCCCACCUGCUCCGAAAAAACCCAAACCGCAAAUGAAAAGAAGAAUUGCUGCAUAUAAGGUACGCAGAAAUCUCAGGCUUGAAGUAUCCGAAGAGGUCGAAUCUCUUUUCCCUUUCCCUCUUCUCUCUGAUUCGAAGAGACGGAGGGGGCCUCACAAGAGCAAGAAACUCCCCGAGUCCCGCUUCUACCGCCUCCGUAGGAACCCCAAGAGCCAGAACUAG
This is a messenger RNA of Alnus glutinosa, 994 nucleotides long. Its product is annotated as cyclin-dependent protein kinase inhibitor SMR3. Lineage: Eukaryota; Viridiplantae; Streptophyta; Magnoliopsida; Fagales; Betulaceae. Bases 476 to 994 code for a protein of 172 amino acids. The record is from RefSeq and is a predicted model, not a curated record. Gene Ontology annotation, biological process: regulation of DNA endoreduplication. The transcript is spliced from 2 exons.